GAUUUCUGUACAUGAAUCGCAAGGUCUUUUGGCAUUUUGCAUUUGAUGCUCUGCUAGCCCCCCGACUAAUGUGUAGCAUCUACCUGAGCUGCUAAUACGAUGGAGAUAUUUCUAAAAUACAAUUAUUUUCAUGUUACUCAUGUUGUCGACCAGUUGAUUGCAGUACCCAGGUAUUCUCUAAUGUUUAAUGUUGCCGACCAUUCGUGAAGAGGCGCAAGGAAGCCGCGAGUGAUUUCUGAUAUAUUAUUUGUUUGCACCAGCCAAGCCCCCAAUAAACCUCAACAAACCCCAAGGAACGCGGCCGAACAGGACAGCCGGUCAGCCACCCAUGUUGCGCACGGCGAUCGCCGCGGAGGCCCGGCGGCGCAUCUCCCUUGCCCCGGCAAGAUUCGCGCACGAGCUCGCGCAGGCGCAGGCGCAGGCCCAGGCCCAGACGGCCGUCCCUGAGCGGGGCGGGUUUGAGCCGUCGUGGAUCCCGCUCUACAGGAGAAUCUCGAGGCUGUACGGCAGGCCACCGGGGAUGGUGGCGGCGGAGAUGGACAAAUAUCUACGCAAGAGGCGCCCGCUCUCGGCGGACCAGAUCGUCGCCUACGUCCGCAAGCUCCGCAAGUUCAAGAGCAACGCUUGCGCGCUCGAGUUGAUGGACUGGAUGGAAUCUCGUGGAGCAAAGUUGACACCUGGGCAUCAAGCGCUGCGGCUUGGCCUGGUUUCAAAAGUGCAUGGGAUACAGGCAGCUGAAGAAUAUUUCUGGAGCCUUCCUGAUAAGUCAAAGAAAACUUAUUCAUCUUUGCUUAACUGCUAUGGUGAACACAGAAUGGCAAGCAAAGGUCUGGAACUCUAUGAGAAGAUGAAAGUCAUGGACAUUGUUCCAAAUACACUGUUGUACAACAACUUGAUGACUUUGUACCAAAAGGCGGGCCAGCCAGAGAAAAUCCCCUCCACAUUUGAAGAAAUGCGAGAAAGUGGUAUAAGUGCUAACAAUUUUACAUACUUAAUAUUGAUAGAAAGCUAUGUUACAAUGAAUGACCUGGAGGCUGCAGAGAAUGUCCUGGAAGAAUUGCAGAAGGUGGCUCCAGUUCACUGGUCCUUGUACACUAUGAUGGCAAACAAUUACAUCAAACAAGAGCUGUUUGGAAAGGCAGAAGUGGCCCUCAAGAAAGCUGAGGAAGUCAUGGAUAAAGCUGAGUUAUUGUCCUGGCAUUUCCUCAUCUCUUUGUAUGCCCGUUCUGGCAAUUCAACCGAGCUUAAGAGGAUCUGGGAGUCUUUGAAGUCCACAUUCAAGAAAUGCUCGAACAAAAACUAUCUUGUGAUGCUUGAAGCUCUGAGUAUGAUUGAUGACUUUGAGUCUUUGCAGCAAAUCUUUCAGGAGUGGGAAUCAAGUAAUGAACAUUAUGACAUGAGGAUAACAAAUGUUAUGAUCAAAGCUUACCUUGAUAAGGGCAUGAUACACGAAGCUGAGGCUAUCCGUCAGAGCACAAUGUCUCAGGGUCAUUGCAACGGGAGGACGGUUUAUAUGUUUGCCGAGUUCUAUUUGGACAAAUCUGAUGUUACCGCGGCACUGGAGAUCUUGAGAGAUGCAAAGAAGAUGCUUACGGCACACAAAUGGGUGCCAUCGGAAAAGCUUACGAGCAGAUUUCUGAAGCACUAUGAAGAGUCCAAGGAUGUUGACGGUGUGGAGUCUUUCUGCGAGUGCCUUAGGAAGCUCGAUUGCCUUGAUGCAGAAGCUUAUGAGGGCAUGAUGCGGACCUAUAUAGCUGCAGGUAGAACCAACCCAUCCAUUGCUCAGCGCAUCAAAGAUGAUGGGAUUCACGUUGGCCCUGAGACGACGAAAUUGCUGGAGCAUGUCUCCGGCAAUUGAAACUGAGAAGGAAAGAAACUUUGUAAGAACUCGAGGCCGCCGUAGAAUUUUUCUUCAUUAUAGAGCAGAAUUAUGACUUGUCAAAGAUGUCGUUAUCUCGUGAAAAGCUUGCUGUCACCGGAUUUCUGUACAUGAAUUGCAAGGUCUUUUGGCAUUUUACAUUUGACCCCCCUGACUACUGUGUACCAUCUAUCUAAGCUGCUAAUACGAUGGAGGAGUUAUUUUCAAUUA
Molecule: messenger RNA, 2089 nt
Organism: Aegilops tauschii subsp. strangulata
Lineage: Eukaryota; Viridiplantae; Streptophyta; Magnoliopsida; Poales; Poaceae
Product: pentatricopeptide repeat-containing protein At4g01990, mitochondrial
Cellular component (GO): mitochondrion
Molecular function (GO): protein binding
Source: RefSeq, a predicted model, not a curated record